Paramecium tetraurelia is the source of this 108-nucleotide messenger RNA. RefSeq lists its product as uncharacterized. The transcript has a single exon. The record is from RefSeq and is a predicted model, not a curated record. NCBI's taxonomy places the organism in Eukaryota, Ciliophora, Oligohymenophorea, Peniculida, Parameciidae. The coding region runs from base 1 to 108 and encodes 35 amino acids.
AUGCUUUAUAACAUUCCUAAAUAUUUGACAAAAUACAACAAUCAUGCUUGUGAAACAAUUGAAUCAUUUGAGAAUACUUACAAAAAUGACCUUAUUCAAUGGUAUUGA